Molecule: messenger RNA, 1766 nt
Organism: Mirounga angustirostris (Northern elephant seal)
Lineage: Eukaryota; Metazoa; Chordata; Mammalia; Carnivora; Phocidae
Gene: SRP19
Product: signal recognition particle 19
Exons: 5
Coding region: 115-525 (136 amino acids)
Biological process (GO): SRP-dependent cotranslational protein targeting to membrane; SRP-dependent cotranslational protein targeting to membrane, signal sequence recognition
Cellular component (GO): signal recognition particle, endoplasmic reticulum targeting
Molecular function (GO): 7S RNA binding
Source: RefSeq, a predicted model, not a curated record
CCGUGGGCAGGACUUCCGCCGGAAGCCGGAGUUGUCCGCGAAAUCUCAGAUCCGAGUUCCGGGCGGUAGUUCCCCCGGAGGUCCUGGGUGGGCACUCUGCGGGCUUGGGUGAAGAUGGCUUGUGCCGCCGCUCGGUCCCCGGCCGACCAGGACAGGUUCAUUUGUAUCUAUCCUGCUUAUUUAAAUAACAAGAAGACCAUCGCGGAGGGGAGGCGAAUCCCCAUAAGUAAGGCUGUUGAAAAUCCUACAGCUACUGAGAUUCAAGAUGUGUGCUCAGCAGUUGGACUUAAUGUAUUCCUUGAGAAAAAUAAAAUGUACUCUAGAGAGUGGAAUCGUGAUGUUCAGUACAGGGGCAGAGUCCGGGUCCAGCUCAAACAGGAAGACGGCAGCCUCUGUCUCGUACAGUUCCCAUCACAAAGAGAGCGCGAGCACAAGCAGGGGGAAUGGCAGGCAGAGGGAGAAGCAGGCUUCCCGCUGAGCAGGGAGCCCAGUGCGGGGCUCGAUCCCAGGAUCCUGAGAUCAUGACCUGAGCCAAAGGCAGACACUCAACCAACAGCCACCCAGUGUCCGCUAAAUUAAAAUACAUUGGUUUUUCCUUUUUUUUAAGAUUUUAUUUAUUCAUUAUGUCAGAGCAAGAGAGCGCAAGCAGGGGGAACAGCAGGCAGAGGGAGAAGCAGGCUCCCCGCUGAGCAAGGAGCCUGGUGUGGGACUCGAUCCCAGGACCCUGGAAUCAUGACCUGAACCGAAGGCAGACACUUAACUGACUGAACCAUCCAGGCAUCCCUAGAUUGGUUUUUCUAUGCUAAAACCUGUCCAGAUUGGUAGAUAUUUCUAGAAACAAGAUUUUGACUCUGGAGUAACAGGUAGUAUGUUACGGUGUAUUUCUUCUUCUCUUGGACAUCUUCCUUUACUAUUUCUUAAAAGUCAAAAGACAGGGAAGCCUGGAUGGCUCAGUUGGUUAAGCAUCUUCCUUUAGCUCAGGUCAUGAUCCUAGGAUCCUGGGAUCGAGCCCUGUCUCCGGUUUCCUGGUUAGGGGGGAGUCUGCUUCUCUCUCUCCCUCUACCCCCUCCCCCACUUGUGCUUGCUCUCGCUCUCUCUCUCAAAUAAAUAAAUAAAAUCUCAAAAAAAAAAAGUCAAAAGACAAAUCAAGAGACAAAAAACUUUUAACUUGACCAGUAAAUAAACUGUAAGUAAAAAUUACAGUUGAAAAAUGUUGCUCCCAGUUUCCAAUAAGAAAAAAGUAAGAAAGUAAAAAGGGAAAAACUAAGGGGCUCUGUGUGUUGAAAGUAGCUACUAGAUCUGGAGGAGGUAGUUAGUGCACAGAGCAGGGUACCUGUACACAUUAAAUCAUCUGGGCAUGUGAGUAAUAUCUUUUGUAGCUUGAUAACAUUGGUUUUUUGUUAUAAGAUGGAGCGGCCCUGUGUUUCUUUAGCUUAAGAUAUAAUGAUAUCCUGACUCUGUUUCCAGAUUGUUGUAUUUAGACUAGAUACUCUCCUUUGAUCUUGAAGUCAAUUAUAGAACCAGGACCAAAAUUUGUGUUUCAAAUAAAGUGUUUUAAGUUUUGAUUUUGUUCAAUUAAAUAUUUCAGUAUUAUUCUUAGCACAUUUUCUCCAGGAAAGCUCCCACUUGAGUAAGUCAUGUCUUUGUAGUGUUUUUUUGUUUUGUUUUGUUUUGUUUAAAUCCUUGUCAUUUUCCUGAUGUGAUUUUCAAGUUAAUGAGCUUGUUUGUCUUAUUCCUUAGAUUGUACACUAAGCCUAACUUCUUGU